AUGGCUAUAGGAACCGUUUAUCCGGAACAUCGAAAUGAACCACCCAAUGCCAUCGUGCCACCUGGAAGCCCCAACUUGAGCGCAAUCGCGGCGACGGCGGCAUCUCUAACCACUGACUCGUACAGCAUCCUUGCCAGCGCGGAUCUGACGUCAGCGCUCUCUCUGGCCGAACACGUGGCACGCCUGACCGCGGCUCCGCACCUUUACGUGCAUCGCAUCAGCGUGGAGAAAGUCGCGGUGUGCGUGCGACAGCUGCUGCCGACGCUCCAUCUUCUUAAAAGCUCCGCGCCGUCGCUCUCCUUUGAUCCGCGCUCCGCGUUCGUUCUCCGCCGCCUCGCAUCGGAGCUGAAAGACGUUAUCGCGUUGCUCAAGGCGUGCAAGCUGACUAUACCAGGGAUGUUUUUCAGCCUUGGGCAUCAUCAUAAGGGGCUGGCGCGCAAAGCAGACGCGUGCGUGACGGAGAUUCGACAUUGUCACACCGUCUGCUCGAUGCUGCUGGGACAGGCUUCGAAUACCACCAAUGCCAAAAUCGCCGCCGACCACGGGCCGCUGUCGACCUCGUUGGUGUCACAAGCGCCACCGCCGACGCAGCAGAACCACUUCCCGUUACGAACCGUCUCAUGCAGUCACACUAGCGGGUCGAGCAAGGAACCUUCCACGUUCCUGGAGUCUUACAGCGGGAGCGGUAUCACCGGCGGAAGCGGAAGCUCGGUAAUGUUUCCCGGCGGCGGGGCGGAACAGCCCGCGCGGGUUCUCCAGCAGGUGGCGGAAAUGUUUCCCCAGAGCCCCAUGAUCGGCCCCUCCGCCGCUACGUUUUCCGCCAAAGACUCCCCAAGGCCUCCCGGGAUGAUGACGUGGCAGCAGAUGCAGGUGCGCGGGAUCCCCCCGAGGUCGAUCUCCGCCUCCGCCGCUUCCGGGUUUCGCGGGCCGCCUGCGGGGGGACUGUACGGGAGAGGUGGGUCCGCGGGGCGGCAACGACCGGGGAUUUUAGCAGGGGCGCCGCCGCUGGCGCUCCUCGGGGGGGAGCGGAGGGAGCGCGAUAGCAGUGCAGCCGAUGCUGCAGCGUCCGCGGCACUCGCCUUGAUAGGAGCUAACAACGGCGGUGGCGGCGGUGUUGGAGGGAGCCGGUUCGCGGGCCCGGGCCGAACCUACACCGUCUCCUCCGCUUCCUCCGGCAGGAUGCAGCCAUACUACGGCUCGAUCGCCGUCUCGCCUCGUCCGCUCAGCCCCGCGACCGCCGCCGCCGCCGCCGCUGCCGCCGCGUUCGCCGCGCCAAGGAUGUUCUCCCCGCGACGCCCCCGCGCGUCGUCCCCGCUGCCGUCCGCGCUCAAUCGGUCGAGCAUCUCCGCCGCCGCUGCGGCGAGCGCGAACGUGUGCCGGCUAGUGGACGCACUGGCGGAAGGAUCGGCGGAAGAGAAGCGCGCGGCUCUGGCCUCGCUAAUGGAUGUGAUUGUAACGGAUGAGGGGAAGCUCCAAGCCGCGGCGGCGGGGGCGGUGCCGGUCCUGUCGGUGCUGCUGUCGUUGCCUGAAGACGACUUCCUUUUGGACGACGAGUCAGCGUUACCCGGUUGCGCAGACGACGAUGAUUGGUUCCAAGGAGGGGGGGUGCUCUCCGCCGGGGGAAGCGGGGGUGGAAGCGGAGAGGGGAGCAGAGGGGGGAGCGCGGGUAGCCGGGGAACGGUAAAAACAGGCAAGGGCAGCGGGGGUGUGGAACGGGGAAAACCAGGAGGGAUCAGUUGCGGAAGGGGCGCGGUGGCGGCGUUGCUUCCGCUUCCGCCGCUUCCGGAGCCCCCUCCACGCGAAUCGCUGAACCUUCUCGUGGCGCGCGCUUUGGUGCAGCUUUCCGCGCUUCCCGCUAACUGCCAGGUCAUCGCUAAGGCGGGGUGCGUGCCGUCGCUAAUCGCCAUGCUUCGCGGCGGCAACCCCGAGGCGCAGGCGGUCGCGGUGAACCUGCUGCUGAACCUUGCGACGGGCUGCGACAGCGACUGCGACAGCAAAUCGCCAGCGAUCGUCGCAGGCGAGGCGAUCCCGUCGCUCGUCGCCAUCGUCCAUUCAGCGAGCGAGGCGAAAGUCCGGCGACAGGCGAUGGAGGCCCUCGCGCAUGUCGUCGCGAAGGCCAAGGAGAACCAAGACGCCGCGGCGCGAGCCGGCGCGAUCCCGAUAUUGACAGAAGCGUUAAGAGAAGGCUCGCUGCUGGUACAGGAAAAAGCGGCGUUUGCGCUGGGCUCGAUAGCGGAGGAUAACGACGAAAAUAAAGUAAUGAUUGCUGGGACGGGAGCCGUGCCGCCGCUGCUAGAUCUCCUUCUGUGCGGGCCGGCAGAUAUCAGCCUGCAGGAGCGCGUUUCGCGGCGGGCGGCGUGGGCGUUGUUUGCGCUGAGCUCGCAUCGUUUGUCCGCUUCGUACAUCGUAGCCUCUGGCGGGUUGGACGUUGUGAAACGAGCUAACGAGGAUGGGCCGUUGGAUACGAAGGAAUGGACGGCGAAGAUCAUCCCGCUUUUGGAGCCAGUGGCGGAGCAGCACCAGCAGGAGCAGCAGCAGGCGGCGUGGCAGCAGAAGUGGACGAAUCAGCGCCGGGGGGGAGCUGAAACGGCCCUGCGAAAAUCGUACGAUGACGUGGCAUCGUUUCAAGAAGGUCAGCGUCCGAACGGGCAGAAACCUUCCAGGUUUAAAGAGCGGGAUAAUAGCUGCCCAGAUGGGUCAGAAUUGGGUGACAAUGAGACGGAAGAUGGGCAGAGGAGGAAACAAUUGCAGGAGGACGAGCAGAUGGAAGCGAAAGUUGACAAGAAAGUGGAAUCUAGUGAGAAAGCGGAGUGCGAAGUAAAGAGCACGGGUGGUGAGGAGGAAGCGGCUUAUAAGGCAGAUGUGCAAGCAGAAGACGCAAUCACCACAGCCACAGCAGCAGCUACAACAAAACAAGGCGGCCAGCAAUGUCAGGUCAUGCAGGGUUCACAAACAGGAGUUGUGACCUGGAAGAUGCGGCCUUCUAACAACUUACCCAUGCACCUUGUUUCGUCCCAAGGCGGAGAGGCUCUUUUGACUGACCUAUGGCCAUUCGCUACGAUUGAUGUGGAAAGGUUCCUGGCGGUUCAGGAUCGAUAUGGGAUAUGGGAAGGUUUCCAGCUCAGGAUUAGCGUGGCUGCUGCUAGUCUGUCUACAGACGGUCCUUUCUUGCCAUCCCUUUCUCACCCUACUGUCAACCCACCUUCUUACUCACCCUCUCCCUUCCCCUCCCUUUGCCUCUCUCCCCAACCCCCUCCUUCCCUUUCCCUCUUUGAUCCCCUCGUUCUCGCUCUUCCCAUCCCUUUUCCCUCCCACUUCCCCCCCACGCCCUCCCUCCCCUCCCUUUUCCUCCGUUUCCCCACUCCCCCCUCCCCCUCUUCCCGUCUCUCUCCACCGCUUCGCAUCCCUUCCCACUCCUUUAUCCACCAGCCGCGUGCCCGCUGCUGCCGGAGGUGCAUGUGGACGCGACAGCCAGCAGCCAGGCCGCUCAAUGCUGUGGGGACUCCGGCAAUCCCUGUGGCACAAUCGAACAGGCUCUUACCAUGUUCCACCAUCCUUCUCUCUCCAGACACUCACCCUGUCCCUCCCUUCGGCCUGCAACUGGGGGGUCUUCCCCUCACCAUGCUCACCCUCCCCCACACUCACUCCAAUCACUGCGCCAUACACACAGUCUUCAUCCCUGUACCGUCAACCUUUCACCCCUCCACUCUCUCUUCCCUUCCCCAUCCACUUCCCCAUCCCCACCAGCAUCCUCUUGCAUGUGGCACGGUGGUACCUACCAUCCCCCUGUCCCCAGGCACGCACUCCGUCCCUCCCUUCGGCCUGCAACUAGGGGGAUCUUCUCUUCCCCUCACCAUCACUACCGCCUCAUACCCUUCCCCGUACCCUUCCCCAACCCCACGCACCAGUAUCCCUCCUACAGGCGGAACCAUCCUCCUGUCCCCUGGCACUCACGCUGUCCCUCCCCUCGGCUUGCAACUGGGGGGUCGUCCCCUCACCAUCACUGCUGCCACUGCUACUGGUGACACCUCCGCCCCUCCCGUCAUCAGCUGUGAGAGCAGCAACGGCAGCAACAGCAGCAGCGGGUCGUGUUUAACUGCCACGUGUGCAGCUUCCAGCACUGGAGCAGGGGGCGGGAGCAUUUGCAGUGAGCAGCAGGCGAAGCUGGUGUUGCGGGGAGUGGUAGUGGCCAAUGGCAGAGCAGAAAUCACCAGCAGUGUUGGCACUGGCAGCAACAGCAGCAGCAGCAGUGCUGGUGGCAGUGCAGGAAGCGGGGGUUGUCUGCUGGUGCAGGGGCAGGCAGUGGAGGUGACAAACUCCUCGUUCCUCAACUGCACUGCUGCUGAUGGUGGUGGGGCAAUCUUUGCUGUUGAUUCCCCCAACGUUACCAUCUCUGGCUCUCGCUUUGAAGGCUGUAAGGCUCUUGGCGGCCCCACUGCCACUGCUGGCGCUGCUGGUGGUGCCGGUGGUGCUGGCGCCGGUGGUGCUGGUGCUGCUGGUGGUGCAGCUGAAACCAUUGGCAAAGGAGGAGGAGCCGUUGCUCUAUACAGCGUCGCCCACGUGGAGGUCUCCGAUUCGUCCCUUCGGGACUGCACCUCCUCAUCCACCAAUGGCGGCGGCCUCACCAUCGUCUCGUCCAACGCCGCGCUGACAGCUGUCCGCUUCUCGGGCUGCUACGCUCAGAACCUGGGCGGCGCGGUCUCGUCUUCUCUCUCCAACGUGACUGUAACGAGCUGCGAGUUCCGCGACUCGCGGGCCAUGCGGGGAGGAUGCUUCUCGGAUGAUUCCUCCCCGCUCGUCUCCAUCUCCUCGUCCUCGUUCCUCCGGUGUAACGCGGAUGUAUCUAAGGAAGGGGAUAUUUACAGCAAGGUGAACGGCGGUGGGGUUGCACUCAAUGCAACCGCCUCUUUCGCCAUCCAAAACUGUACCUUCUCCCGCUGCCUCGCGGUUAUGGACGGGGGCGGUCUCGACGCUCUCGACCCCGGAAACCUCACUAUAGACUCCUCCACUUUCCGCUUGUGCUCCGCGUACGAUAAUACUGGUGGCGGCGGGGGAGCGGUGUCGUCCCGCGGCGGGAACAUCACCAUUCGGGGAACUCUGAUGGAGAAAAACUGGGUGAACAGCACUAUGGUUGGCUUUGGCGGGGCGAUCACUAUUAUGGAUACAGAAUUGGGGAUUUUUAACUCGACUUUCCGGGAGAAUAUCGCGUACGGGCAUUUGUACGGAACGCUGAGCCAGGGAGGGGUGAUUAAUCAGCAGUGGACCAGGCGGGACGUGGUGAUUCCGCUGGUGAUGGAGGAGUGUGCGUUUGAGAGGAAUGUGGCGGAUUUCGGAGCGGUGGGGUACUUUGAGGGCCAUGUGACUGUGAGGCGGUCCCGGCAUGAGCGGAACGAGGCGCAGUUCAGAUAUGGAGGCGCGUACUACGCCACCAUGAGCACCACCAUAGAGGAUUCUCUCUUUGCGCACAACACCGUGCUGCAGGACGGGGGGGCGAUCGCCACAGCAGGGCUGAUGGCCACGGUGGUGCGCGGGUGUGUGUUUCGCAACAACACCGCCAUCUCUGGGGAGGGGGGCGCGAUCGUUGUGCUCGAGGGAACGGAGGGAGCAGUGGAGGUGGAGGGGAGUCGAUUUGAGGGCAACACAGCACCGGCAUCCAAGGGGGGUGCCAUCUCUGCUGCCUCUGCUCGCCUCACCCUCGCCCACACCACCUUCCACCACAACCGUGCUCUUGUCAAGGGCGGUGCUGUUGCAGUUUCGCACCCAACUUCUCCUCCCAGCGACAACACCACCACCACCACCGGCAGCAGCAGCAGCACCCUCCCCACAGCACACUUCUCAAACGUGACCUUCGGUGAAAACAGCGCCACGCUGGGGGGAGCAGCGCUGCAUCUGGGCAUGGCGGCGCGCGCUGCACUCAUGGGGUGCCGCCUGGAGGGCGGGCAGGCCAGCAACGGUGGCGGUGUGAUGCUGGAGGAGUUCGCACAGCUGCAGAUGGCACGAUCCGAGUGCACUGGGAACAGCGCGCCAUCUGGGGGAGGCUGCAUCUCCAUGAGCGAGCUGGCCUCCGUUACAAUCACAUCCAGCAAUGUCACGUCCAACCAGGGCGGCAACGAGGGUGGCGCCAUCCGGGCCACGGGGCAAACCCGCUUGACCAUCACGGAUUCUCAUUUCUUCAACAACUCGGCCAUGGAUGGCGGCAUGCUCUGGUCCGAGAUGAACUCGCAGGUGCACAUCUCAUCAUCAGUCAUGGCCCGCAACAGCGCCACCAUCCAGGGCGGGGCGCUCUACUGCAUUCAGAACGCGCGCCUCUCGCUGCUCGCCUCCUCCCUGCGUGCCAACACAGCCGCACGCGGCGGGGCCAUUCUCGCGGAAGGGGGAGUCCGCCUGCUGGUCGCUGUGCGGGUGGGCAGCAAAACGCCCACGGUCUUUGAAGGGAACUCGCAGCAUGCGGUGGUGCUGCAGGGGCAGGCAGUGGGGUCUUUUUACGGGCCGGUUCUCUUUCGGGGGAAUGCGGGGGGAAGCACGAUGGACGUGGGGGAUGGAGGGGCGAUUUUUGCCACGGAUUCGACCGUAGUGGUGGUGGGGGGUGGAGUGGGGUUUGAGGGGAACACGGGGCAUAGAGGAGGUGCGAUUUUCUGUGAUGCGGAGAGCUCGCUGAGUGUUAGCUCGCGGGUGGAUGAUGCUGCUGUUGCUGCUGCUUAUGCCGCUGCUGGUGGCGCUGCUUCUGCUGCUGCUUCUACUGCUGCUGCUGCUGGUUAUGAUGAGAGUGCUACAGUCACAGCUGCAUCAACUACAGCAUCUGCUGCUGCUGACCCAGCACCCACGCCCCAAGCACCCAUGUUCUCAAACAACCAGGCUCAGGAGGCUGGCGGGGCAAUCUUUGUGGCCGGCAACACGUCCCUGCAGAUCUCCGAUUCGAUCUUCGAGUCCAACCGGGCGGCGAUGGGGACAGGUGGCGCGAUCCUAGUGCUCGACUACGCGCACGGGGACCUGCGGAAUUGCGCUUUCCGAAGCAACGAGGCAGGCUCGGACGGGUCGGCUGUGUACCUGGAUCGGGGAGGCAUGGGGGGAGGUUCGGGAGGAGGAGCGGGUGGGGGUGAGGAAAGAGGGGGAACUGGGGGAACGGGGGGGGUUGGGGGAAGUGGAGGAGUCACUGGUAACGGCAGCAUCCCAGCUCUUGCCAGCGGUGGCAGUGCUAGUGGUGCUGGUGGUGGCAGUGGUGCUGGGGGGAGUGCAGGUGGUGCAGGAGGGGGAGGGGCAGGGGCAGGGGCAGGGGCAGGGGCAGGGGCAGGGGCAGGGGCAGGGGGAGGGGGAGGGGGAGGGGGAGGGGCGGGGGGGAUUGCAAUGGCAGCAGGCGGGCUUGGGUCGGCGUUUCUUGACGCGACGUUCCUCCCUGCCAUGCGGUCGACGUGUGUGGGGUGUGAGAGCAAAGACAAGCAGGACACCAUCGGCACUCUCCCUUCCUCCUUCCGCCUCCAGUGGUCAGGGCAGAACGAUGCAGCUGGAAGCACCACGCCAUUCCAGGUGAAGGGAGACAGGGCUAAUCCAGUGACAGGGCUGCAUGUCACAGUGCUGGACGCAGCAGGCCUCAUCCCAGUCAACGACUUCCGAGCCAAAGCCUCCAUCCUCCCCACUCCUUCCAUAAGCGGCCUCCUGCAGGCCAUAGCAGUCAACGGCCGCGCCACCAUCCCCCCCGUUUCCAUCGUCGAACCACCCGAAUCCGGGAAUCUCUCGCUCACGCUGUCGGUUUCCUCGUCGUUGGAUGCGUUUCCGCCGAUCGCACGGACGGUCGAGAUCGUCUUCUGCCCGCCCGGGCAGUUUUACACCCGCCCGGGGAUGACCUGCGAGGUCUGCCCAAUCGGGAGCUGGUGCGGGUCCGGGCGGGGCGCGGAGCUCUGCCCGCCGGGCAGCUUUAGUUUUUUCCCGGGCACAGCAUCCCUCACCGAUUGUUUACCCUGCCCGAUGACCCGCGACGUUCUUAAAGACACGCUAGCGGUGACGUGCGAGCAAGGGAAGAUGACAGUAGAGGAGGGGUUCUGGUUUGACUUCAACAGUAUCAGCUCUGGCAUCCCUGCCGUGUAUGCCUGCGACGUGUUAGAUGGAUGUGCAGGGCUGGUCUACCCUUCCAACUCCUCUGAACCCACUGUGAUUACUACCCAACAGCCGCAGCAGCAGCAGCAGGCGGCAGCAAAUGCAACUCUGGAGCAGCAGCAAUGCAAGCAGGGGUACAACGAGAAUCGGCUCUGCUCCAGCUGCGCGCCCGGAUACUACUCAGUGCUCAAGUUCUGCUACCAGUGCGCACCCACCUUCCAGCGCCUCUUCCCGCUGCUGCUCCUGCUCAUCGUGCUCGCCUGGGUGGCCAUGGGGAUUUUGUCGGACUCGUUUCACACCAUUGCUAUACUCGCUAUAGAGCUGCAGAUGCUGACGUUUAUCGGGUCGUACAACCUCCCGCUGCCCUCCUGGGUGAACACCAUUAUUCAGUACUUCCAGAUCGCGCUCUUCGUACCGGACGUGAUCGGGCCAGGCUGCACAGUCACCUACUCAUUCGUGCAGCAGUGGGCAGUCACCAUGGUCAUCCCCGUUUUAGGCGUCCUCGUUUACGCCUGCCUCUACCUCACGCACCGCCUCUACUCCCACACCAUCACCCGAAUCUACGGCACCCCCAAGAACCACCCCAUCACCAGCACCACCAGCUUCACCCCUUCCGCCGCCGCCUCCGCUGCUGCUGCUGCUUCUGCUGCUGCUGCUGCGUCUGCUCCCUCUCUCCGCACCGAUAUCGACGGCACCAGUUUCUCGCGAGCUCCAAGCAGCAUCGGCUCUCGGGCAGACGACUUGGGCGGGCACGUGACGACAAAACGCGAGAUGUUUGACAAGUACGAAAACACGCUGAUCCACGGGGUGACCAACUGGCUCGAUCUCAGCUACGCAGCUGUAACCUUCCGGUGUUUCCAGGCGUUCUACCGGCACUGGUACGGCGCGGAUGUGAUGGGUGCCGCGCCGUAUAUCGGGUGGUUUUCCGAGACGCACACGGUGGUGUUUGCGCUGUCGGUGGUGAUUGCGGUGGUGUAUGUGGCGGGUGCGCCGGUGUGCUACGCGCUGGUGCUGUGGCUGGGGAAGUCGAAAGGCUUGCUGGCAAGUCAUACGUACAAGAUGCGAUGGGGGUGGAUGGUCAGCCGGUACGAGUACGACUACUUCUGGUGGCACCUCACCUGCUAUGCCCGUCGCAUCAUCCUCGUCUCCAUCACCGUCUUUGGCGUGCAGUCACCCCAGAUGCAGGUAUCAGUGACUCUCCCUCUGCAAGCCAUUCGCAUCGGCCUACAGUACGGCGCAUCCCCCUUUGCAGCCUUCUCGCACGACGUAUCAGUGACCCUCCCUCUCCAGGCCAUUCGCAUCGGCCUACAAUAUGGAGCCUCUCCCUUCGCAGCCUUCUCGCACGAUGUGCUCAACUCGCUGCCCGCACUCGCAGAGCUGCUCUUCACGGUGGUAUCAGUGACCCUGCCCCUGCAAGCCAUUCGCAUCGGCCUACAGUACGGCGCAUCCCCCUUCGCAGCCUUCUCGCACGACGUGCUCAACUCGCUGCUCGCACUUGCAGAGCUGCUCUUCACGGUGGCACUCACGGGCUUUAACUACAUCGGCAUCACCACCGGGGCCAACGUCCUCUUUGCCUUCUCCUUUGCUCUCGUCUUCCUCCCCACGCUCCUCAUCCUCUGCUACGAGCUCGUCAACUGGUACAUCACGCACUGCAAUCUCAACAGCUUGUGGCAAAGCGACAAGGCCCGCAAGUUCCCCACUUCUCAUCCUUUCCUUCCUUGUUCCCUCCACUUCCACACCCCCCCCAACAGGUACAUCACCCACUGCAACUGUCGCGAGCUCAACUCCAUGUGGCAGACCGACAAGGCGCGCAAGUCUCUGCGCUCACGCAAGCACCUGGCGGCUCUCUCAGUGGACGAUCUCGUGCAUCCCUCCGACAUCGCCCGCUGGUACAUAACGCGCUGCAAUUGCAGGGAACUGAACAGCAUGUGGCAGACAGACAAGGCCCGCAAGUCCUUACGUUCGCGCAAGCACCUGGCGGCACUCUCAGUGGACGACCUCGUGCAUCCCUCCGACAUCGCCCGCUGGUUCCGCCCGCACGUGCUCUCCGCCUUCCUCUUCCACUACUCCUCCGCCUCCCCCGCUUACCACGCCGCCCGCCGCAAAACCCUCUCAGACGAAACAGGCUUGGAAACCGGCACUGCUGGUGCUGGUGGUGGUGGCGGGCAGUUUCAGCACGUGGGUACGGCGGAGAUGCGGCGGCGGCGGCGGCUGCUGCUGCGGCUGCGGGACCGGUUUGAGCGGAUCCGGCUGGCGGGACCCGGGGAUGCGCAGUGGAUGAAGCACUUAAGUAAGAGUCAGAUGUACGGGGUGCUGUCUCAGGCGCUGCUGGGAGCGGCGGUGGGGGAGGUGACUGUUGCGAGAAUGCCUGCUGGCUCGCGGGGGCUCAGCACUCCCGAAGCUGGCUCGAGGGCUGUGUCGAGGAGGCUCGGCACGCCGGAGCUAGGUUCCGCGAGAAGAGUGAUGGCUUCGGGCUCAGCAGAAGGGGGAGAGGCACGGUUGGUAGACUUGGGCGCGGCAGCAGAAAGAGCAGCUGCAGCAGCAGGAGGAGGAGCCGGAGAAGCAGGGGGAGUAGGGGUGGCAUCACCAAUGCCAGCGUUUUUGUCUGCAUCAGGGAGGUUGGAUGUGACAGGGACGGGUGCAGCUGGGGUGGGUACACCUGGAAGAGGUACACCUUUUGGGGGAGGUACACCUGGGCGCAGCACACCUGGGGGAGGUACACCUGGGGGGGGCACGCCUGGAGGGGGAGGUACACCUGGGCGCGGCGUGGCACGAUUUGGGUCUCGCAGCCUAUCGAGACGAGAGCGGUGGGUGCAGCCUGAGGUGAGUAGAGGUGGUGAGGCGAAUAGAGGUGAUUCGUUUAGAGGUGAUCCGUUUACAGGUGAUCCUUCUAGAGGUGUAGGGGAUGGAACAGGGGGAGUGGAAGGGGCAGGGGGAGGGGGAGGAGGAGCGGGAGAGGGAGGGAUGGGGCGUUUGGGAGCGGUUGGGGGGGUGGAAACGGGAGUGGGAGCGGUGGGAUGGGAUCCAGAUGAGGAGGACGAGGAGAGAAUGCUGCUGGAGUGGCCGCCCAGGCUGGACCACCACGUUAGCUGGACGGCAACUAAUGCCGCAGGCGGCGAGCUCGAGCGGCGGGGUUUGUCUGGUAGUGGAGCGGAUGUGCUGGUGAAUGGGGAGGGGGAGGAAGAAGACGGGGAGGAACUGGAGAGGAAUGGGUGGCGUGGGGAGGAGGACGGGGAGGAGGAGGGGGAAGACGGGGAAGAGGGUGAGGAGGAUGAGGAGGAGUGUGAGGGGGAUGAGGAGGAUGGGGCAGAUCUAGAGGAGAGAGCAGAGCAACGGCGGCAUCAGCAGAGGGAGCAGGGUGGGCAAGGGGGUUAUAGAGGCGGGUACGGGGAGGGGCAGGGAGGCGGGGAGGCGUACAGGGAGGGCAGAGAGGGCGGAGGGGGCGGAGAGAACGGAGGGGAGGGCGGAGAGGGGGGGGAAGGGGGCUAUGUGGAGGCUCGGAUGAACAUGGCGGAGCUCACGCUGCUCUUCCAGCGCCACCUCGCUCUCCUCGUGCGCUCCGAGGCCCUCCGCCGCCCCACCUCGCUGCGCCUGCUGCUGCAGUCGGAGGCAAUUCCAGACCUUCUAGCCUGGCUCACCUCCCCCCACUG
Closterium sp. NIES-65 is the source of this 11741-nucleotide messenger RNA. NCBI's taxonomy places the organism in Eukaryota, Viridiplantae, Streptophyta, Zygnematophyceae, Desmidiales, Closteriaceae. The record is from the annotation of a GenBank genome assembly.